AUGAAAUUCAACGAGAAUUUACUUUUUUUCUUUGUUGAAGAUGCUAUACCGAAUAUUCCUGCAAAUGCCAAAUGGGCACAAAAUGGAGUGACUGUCGCCGGAGGCAACGGAAAAGGCGGCGAAUUAAAUCAACUCAGUAGCCCUUUUGGCAUCUAUGUGGAUGACGAUCAAACUGUUUACAUCGCUGAAUCAGGCAAUGACCGUGUUGUCGAAUGGAAGUCUGGUGCAAAGAGUGGUCAAGUAGCAGCUGGUGGCAACGGAAAAGGAAAUCGAGCUAACCAGUUGAAUUCUCCAGUAGAUGUGAUUUUCGACAAAGAAACAGACAGCCUUAUCAUCAGCGAUCAAUUGAAUCUACGAGUGUUGCGAUGGUCUCGUCAAAAUCGAACAAAUGGGGAAACUAUCAUUGAAAAUAUCGAUUGUUCAAGAUUGGCAAUGGACGAUCAGAGAUUUCUCUAUGUCUCUGAUUACAAAAAGCAUGAAGUAAGACAAUAUCGAAUGGAAGAGAAGAAUGGAAUAGUAAUAGCGGGUGGCAAUGGACAAGGUGAUCGUCUCAAUCAACUCAACAGACCCUCCUACAUCUUUGUCGAUCAAGAUUAUUCUGUUUAUGUCUCAGAGUGGGAUAACCAUCGUGUCACAAAAUGGAUGAAGGGAGCAAUAGAAGGGAUUGUCGUGGCUGGUGGUCAAGGUAAAGGAAAGGCUCUAAAUCAAUUGUCGGAUCCCAAAGGAGUGAUCAUCGAUACGCUAGGCACAGUCUAUGUGGUAGAUAAUGGAAAUGAUCGAGUGAUGCGUUGGUGUAAAGAAGCGCCACAAGGAAAUGUGAUUGUUGGUGGAAAUGGGACGGGAAAAGAAGUAAACCAGUUGAAGAGUCCCACAGGUAUGUCAUUCGAUCGACAUGGCAAUUUGUAUGUUGUCGACUAUGGAAAUCAGCGAGUUCAACGAUUCUCAAUUGAAAAAUGA
Rotaria sp. Silwood2 is the source of this 957-nucleotide messenger RNA. The record is from the annotation of a GenBank genome assembly. NCBI's taxonomy places the organism in Eukaryota, Metazoa, Rotifera, Eurotatoria, Philodinida, Philodinidae.